This is a messenger RNA of Anneissia japonica, 414 nucleotides long. RefSeq names its product serine/threonine-protein kinase Nek4-like. Gene Ontology annotation, biological process: protein phosphorylation. NCBI's taxonomy places the organism in Eukaryota, Metazoa, Echinodermata, Crinoidea, Comatulida, Comatulidae. The record is from RefSeq and is a predicted model, not a curated record. Gene Ontology annotation, molecular function: ATP binding; protein kinase activity. Bases 37 to 414 code for a protein of 125 amino acids. The transcript has 3 exons.
UUGUAAUUGUUGGUUUUUCUGAUUUGUAUAGGUUCAAUGAUCUGGAUGGCACCAGAGGUGUUGGAGAGGCCUUAUGAUGAAAGGAGUGAUGUAUGGUCAUUAGGAUGCAUCCUCCUAGAAAUGGCCACCUGUAAAAGUAUGCAGGUUACUGAAGUUCAUAGUCUUAUGUUCGACAUGAAGCAGAAUAACCCACCAUUAGAAGAUGCCUUAAAAGACAUUGAGAAGGAGUACUCAGUAGAUAUCUGCCACUUGAUACGGACGAUGUUGAGGAGGAACUUCCAGCAGAGACCUACAGCUAUAGAGCUUGUUGAGAUUCCAUUUGUUAAGAACUGCUUGGCAUUGAGUGGCUCAGAAUUAGCUGGAAAAAAGAAAGAAAAACAGAAAAACUCAAGUAAGCACUUAUUUACUAGUUGA